GCAUCAGGCGCACGCAGGGUGGAAGUGAUCGGCACCGUAGACUUCAAGCAAACCAGACAGACAGGGCAGACGGUUGCUAGCUUUUUUCUUUUUUUUUUUCUGUAAAGAGCUUCAGAAGAAAUAUGACACACGUACGCACAUUUAUCUCUUGAAGUGAGGCUCGUCAUGUUAACCUGUCCCUAAAGUCGCUGUCAGCUUGCAGACAUAGCGGGUUAACUGUCUGGGCUCACAGAUAAAUGAACUGUUAUGCAUUGUCUUGACAAUCAGCUAGUCCGGGCUAACGCUCUUUUAGCUUCAUCUCGCCCGUCACUGGCAUGACUCCGUGCGCUCACGGCAUGACAUGUCCGUCUAACUUUUUAUCCGCCGGACGUUUAAUUGACCAUUUUCUUUUAGCAUGGGCAGCGAACGCAGCAAUUGCAGGCCCUCAAGAUUGGAGACAAUAGCAAGCUAACCUCGCUAGCGGAGCUGGUGCGUGUCUGAAAACCUAUCGAGGUGCCUGCACCAUGGAUCAGGAGGAUAUAACAGACCAAAUCACAGCAGAUUGUAGCCACGCUUUGUUCCACAACCAACACCCGAUUGUGACUGACAAAGACUCAGCGCCCAAGCAGCCCAUUUCAAACGUCAUGGCUUCACAAUCCAAACGGGUGAGCAGAAGCAGCAGAAGCAGGAGCACUAACGAUACGGACCUGGUCGUAACCGAUGGGCUCAGUAAUGGCACCUGUGAAGUUGAGACUAUGGUAGCGUUACACUGUCCUGGUGACAGUGGAGAUGUUACUGCCGAGGGUGAUCACAUCGCCCUUAGCAACGAUGACAUGUCCGAGUUUUCAAACAGUGACCUCUCUCUGCCUGAAGUUUGCAUUUCCACCAACAGCAAUAGCUUCGAGGAGGAUAUGAACUAUGAGGUCCAACAAGCUUAUAGGAUCUUCACUGGCUUUCUCUUAGACAAGCACAAAGGCAUCACUAGCCCGUUCCUCCAUCCCAUCCGUCACCAGGAGGCCCAACAUGGUAUUGGAGGUGUCCGGGGCUGGGGUCAGGCACAGCUGAGACAGUCGAUGUGCUUGCGGAGGAUGGAGGAGAAGUUUAUCAAUCAAGAGUAUGAGACCAUAACGCAGUUUGUUGCAGACUUCAGGCUGAUGUUAGAGAACUGUUAUCGCUACCACGGGGUGGACCACUGGAUCUCCAAACAGGCUCAAAAGCUGGAAAUCAUGCUGGAGCAGAAGCUUACAUUGCUAUCCAGGAAGCUGCGAGAGAAGACAACCUUGGCAGUGACUUCCAAAGGACGUUUCGGUGCUGAGGAAGAACGAGCUUCAGGGGGUACUUCAACGAGGAGGAGACUGGCACCUCGUAGCCUGGCUACCAUCACUGUUGGUGGGCAUGAGUCCGUCAUGGUCCAAGCCCUACGGGUGGAAGAGCAACAGAGGGCCAAGGACGAGAAAAGGCAACGUGAGCUCGAGAAGAAAGAAGCAGAGGAAAUGUCAGCCAAGGAGGUUGAAGAGUGGGAGCAGACUUUGCUGUCACAAGCUUCCCCCCACACUGUGGACACACUUUGGGAACUCCCUGCUAUAGGGCACUUCCUCUGCUUGGCUCAGACUGCCCUCAACCUCCCUGAGAUUGUAUUUUUUGAGCUUGAGCGUUGCUUGCUGAUGCCCCGCUGUAGCCCCCUCCUGUCCAAAAUUAUGUCUUCCCUACUGUCCCCACCCCAGCGGAGGGCUACUCUGCACCGCCGACCUGCCCUGCCUUACUGCCGCUGGGAAUCAGAGCUCAGGCAGCGGGUCAUGGGCUGGUAUCGAACUGUCGGUGCCUCCCAUGAUCAGCCAGGUAGGGCUGAGCAGCUUGGACUUGGCCACAAGUUUUUUAGCACCCUUGGGGAAGUGAGUCCUUUGGAGGAGAAACCCUUUCACCUGCUGCCCUUCUACCAGCGAGUGUGGCUUCUGAAGGGGCUGUGUGAUCAUGUGUAUGAGACACAAAAAGAUGUACAGGAUGCUCUGCUGUCCCAGCCCAUCCACGAAUGUAGGGAGUCUAUUUUGGGCUAUGACAGCAAGGAGAAUGCCUAUAUACAUUUCCCACAUUUCUGUGGGGCAGACCUGAGGAUCUACUGCCAGAGCCCCAGCAUACCCCCAGCUUUCCCUUUCCCUUCUGUAUGGGUCAGAAGGGUUGAAAUAGAGCCAGGGACUGAGGGUGACGAGUCAGAUGGAAUGAAGGAUGAGGGGCUUCAAAGUGACAGGGGUUGUUAUGAAGGCUCCAUGGACAUUGGAGAGUCUGAUGAUUGUGGAAGUCAAAGAUUAGAGACAUUAGGGGGUUUCAAAAGGGAAAAUGACGAUGGAGAGGAAGAUGCAAAAAGGCUCAAAUUGUGGAGACUGAAGAAGGAGGAAGGGUCUGAAUCGGGGUCCUCUGAUGGAGACUCCUGUGAUGAUUCUAAAUUGGACUUAAAAAUACACACUAACUCCUUAUCCCUUUCACACACUAGUCCUAUUAGAGGAGGAGGUGUGGAAAUGAAUUUGAAGGAAGAGACUGUAGAGUGGGAGCAUCAAUCCAAGCGUCUCACAUUAAAACAGGGGAAGGGUUUCUCACUGGGCUCAAUACGCACCAUUAAAGCAGAGACACAGGAGCCCUGUCUGAGUGUAGGCGAGCACAGCUACACAGGCAGGUCACCUGCUCGCUUAGUGAGUCAGGCCUCACCAACCAAAUCGGUGGGGCUCAAAAUGGAGGGAGGAAGUCUCAGUCAGGGACACCAAAGAUCUUCCUGUUUGGAAUGUUGUAAAAGCAAAACUAGUAAUAUCAAAUCUGAGGAGCACGACUGCUGCUGUGGCACUUCAGGGCUAGCAACACAGUUGUCUUCGGAGAGUGCUCAAAACUCAAGUGAAGAGAGGUUGAAUGACAAAAUCUGGACUAAAAAAAAAAAGCGGAAGAAAAAGCGAGGGAGGGAACAGCUGCUGAGGGUGAAAGGAGAGCACAAGCAGCUGCAGCACGUGGACAGGAUGAGGUUGUCACCAGCUGAGACUGCCAAAUCUGCAGUGCGGAGAGUUUCCUCAACAAUCAAAAGGAAAGACAAAAAGAAAAAACACAAAACAGGAAAAAAGCUUGAAUUGUCAAAGAAAAUUAAAGAUGAACCUCCAGUUGAGCCAUCAUUUAAGUUGGUAUGCACUAGUCUUGAAGAGUUGCGAGAGCUGAUCAGUAAGACAGAAGAUGAGCUUGAUGACCUAGAGAGCACCAAAAAGAGACUGGGUCGGUGGUAUUAUAGAAGAGAAGCAGUAAAAGACCUUCACAGCACUCUAAUCAGACUACUGAAUGAGCUUUCACCCUGGGAACCCAAACUUGUUAAGGCCUUUCAAAGGAACAGGCUUCGUUUGAAGAAGGAAUUUGAUGACUUCAAGAAGCAUCCAGAGUACAAUAACUUUGUGCGUGAGGAGUGUAUCUCAUCAUCGUCAUCAUCAGACGAUGAUGAAGAGAGGAGUUUGGAGAAGGAAGCGUGUUCACUCUCGGAUCAUUAUAGAAGAUCAGAAGAGGAAGACCUUGAACAUAUGGUUCCCAGAGGUCUUUGGAGUGGAGCAGGCACCAGGGAGUUUGUGGCUGAGUCUGCUGGAGAAAGAACGGUGACAUACAUACCUCCCAGUCACCUGAAACAUCCUCUGGCCAGCCCAGAGAAAGGUGUCAGUCUGCUGCCAAGAGUUCAGACCGGCAGCAGUAACGUUACUUCUACCGCUGACUCUGGGUCACAGGCUACAUCUGAACUUAUCCCAUCAAAUCAAUCCAGGGAUUCAAACUCAGCAUGGGCAGCAAGAGUGCCAGUCCAUACUUCCCUGUCACCCAGACCACCCAUUCUCCACCCUACCACUGGACUACCUAAAGGCUACACGCCCAUCCCCACCCUGCUUGCUAAGAGUGUGGGAAACAAAGUGACCUUAAUGAAACGGCCUGCUGAUUACCCAGGGGUAAACAACAUAGACAAAGAGAGCAAGGGGUCUUUGCCUACCUCUGUAGUGACUACCACAACACUUUCAAAAGCACAAUGUUCUCCAUCGGUUUCCCAGCAGAACUCACAACAAAUGCAGACACAAGGACAGCCACGAAUGGCAACAGUGACGGCAGCUCUUUCUAAAUCACCACAGGCCAAACCGACCCAGACUGUACCAAAAAAUCCUGUCCAAGUGGUGUACAAGGUACCUGAGGGGCUGGGUCACCUUGUGAGAACCGACAACAGCAGCCCCGUCAAGAUUUCUGUUCAUCCUGUCAUGGACCAGAAUACUGGAGAGAAGAUCAUGCAGCAAGUUGUUAUUCUGCCUUCUAAUCUUCUCAUUCACAAAACAGAAGAAAAGGCGUCUAUUUUAAAUCAACAACAAUCAAAGGGCAUUCAGGUCCCAGUUUCUAAAGUGACCAGCCCCUUAUGUAUGUCCACCAAUGUGCCUGGGUUCACCAUUCCUGAGAACAGAAUCCCUGUUCAGCAAGUGGCUCCCCUUAAAGAUACCAGGACAGUGAGGACCCCUUCUCCUUCUGUUUCCCCUUGUCUGCAACAGGGCCCCAUGAACACAGCAGGGCUCAAAGGGACACAAGUCUGUAGUCCCCAAACUAGCACAACACAAGGUGUCGUGCCAAACCCCUCACCCAUCACAACUUCUUCUAGUGCAGUUUCAACUGGGCCUAUUAAAUCUACAAACCCUAAACAGGAGCUCCAGACUGUGUGUAUCCGUGACUCGCAGUCCAUCCUGGUAACAACUAGAGGAGGCAACACAGGCAUAGUCAAAGUCCAGUCAUCCUCAGACCAAAAUGCACUGGGUUCUUUGCCCACCAGUCCAGUCAUCACCAUCUCACCUCAGUUUAAAGCCUUCCUUGUAUCCAAGACAUCACCAACUCUUUCUCCUUCUGCUCCCUCUAAGACUCCUUCUUGCACCACACCAGCAGUAACAAGUAUUUCAGUGGCCCAAUCUCAGAACCAGGUUUCUUCAGUAUUAAAGUCCCCCUCCACUAUCACAACUCAGAUCCUCACUGCAGUCACUGGAAACAUUCCCAUUACAGGCCUUGGAAGCCAGACUGCAAGUACUGCUGUUGCUCUAGGUCAAGGCUCCAACACCUCAGCUGGUUCUACAGUUCCAACAAAGAUUGGCCAGUCAGCAAGUACAGCUUCUGCUGGUUCUCAUUUUCAAGCUUCAUUAGUGAAAAACACUGUUGUCCCAUCACUGAAUAGUUCUGGCGUUCCCCAAGUUGUCACACAAGCAGAGUUUAUCAGCAAGACUGGCAUGAAAUGGCCUAGUACAGAUGAGAGACCCCAAGUUACUAAAUUUAUCCUGGUUACCCCCUCUUCUUCUGCCUCAAAUGUAGCUACGUCAAAAGGUACACCCUCUUCCACAAAAUCCCUUCCUAGUUCAAGAGUCAUGUUCAUCAGCCAGCCCACAGCAACAUCUUCCACCACCUCUGUUGGAACCAUUCCACAGCAGGCAAUAGUAACAGGGGCUAGUGGACAGCUGUUGACCACUUCACUAUCAGGUCAGAACGUAAAGAUGGGUAUAAGCACAGACCAGCCUGUUGGCAGGGUCAACUCAGAGACAUUGUCCAAGGACAAGAACAUCACUCUGCCCUUAGGAGUUCAGAUCCAUUUGUCAGGGAAGACAACAACCAUUGGACAGUCCAUUGGUGCCCUGUCAUGUUCUCCUUCCAAGAACACACCAGCGUCUGUCUCCGAUACAGUCGGUCCAACUGCCACCACAACUGGACUGCUCCUGGUUACAAGUUCAAAUACCAUCCCAACUUGUUCUGCCCAAAUGGCUCCUCAUGCAUCUUUGACCACCAGCUCUCUGCUCCAAGGUAUCCCUUCCAUCACCAUGAUCUCCCAGCAAGGCUCUUCAACAUCAACGUCUACUGCUCCCACUCUGACUGUAGGAAACAUGAUCAAGAAGGACCUUGGUAUUCCCUCAAAUAUAUUGUCCAGCAACUUUCCUGCACAUGUAACCAAUACUGUGCAGUCUAGCCUGGCCCAAACCUCCACUUCCACUCUUGUCCGUCAGACUUCAGGUAUUCAAAGUUGCAUUGGUGAGGAAACCAUUUCCCACUUAACUUCCUCUCAGCUUGCUCUCAAUAAAAGCCAAACACCCAUCUCCCCGACAACCACCACCAAUUCCCAAUUCACCAACUCUGCUACUGGCACAAUCCAGCAGAGGAUAGUCAUCAACACCUCUACGCCCCUUGCUGCUGGCACACAGAUCCUUCUUAACAAUGCUCGAUUUGUAGUCCCUCCCCAGGGUUUGAGUCCAGGCAGUCAUGUCCUUAUCAUCUCUAGCCCUGCACCACAACAAGUGCCUAAUGCCAGUGCUACCAGUGCUGGAGUAUCAGUACGUCCCCAAGGGGCAAGCCAUGUGACUGUAGCCCCGCGAGCACCAGUUUUACCCCAAUCCCCAGGCAGGCUGCCUGGUGUGCCAGCCGUAAGUUGUCCUUUUGUAGCAUGCACACCUGCUGUUGGUCCAUCAUUGUUAGCAACCACACCCAAUAUCAUGCCAGUCCGACUUACAGGAACAUCUGGUCUAUGCUCAACAUUGUUACCCAGUAAAACAAAUGUAGUGUCUGCUCUGCCUAGGUUGCCAGCUGCACAGGCUGGUAAUUUUGCAUCACCUCCUGUAGGUACACCCACUCUUGUCUCAUCCCCACCAAGGUUAGGUAGCGUACCAGCUCUAGUGUCCCCAGUGGUAACCACUGCCCCUGCUCUUGGCUCAGCACUGGCUAAAAUCAGGUUGGCUGCUGGUGCACCCAUACAAGCUGAAUGUUCAUCCACUAUUUCGCCUGUAGUAGCACCUUCCUUGUCCAGAUUUUCUGCACCUCUAUCAUUACCUGUUUUACCCAGCCCAUCAGUUCCCACACCCCUCUCUUCAGCUGCAGUUCCUGUUGUAGCAGGCACACCAGCUUUGCAUUCUGCUCUUCCUCCUCAGCAGGUGGUUUCAGUGACAACCUCGGGUCCAGUCAUACAGCUCCAGCAGACAGAAUUUGGAAUUGCAGCACCCUCCACUGCUCUAUCACAGACUUCAGUGUAUACUGGACUAGACCACACAUCAAUAAAAAAAACAGUGUCUGCAGUCAUGCAACCAGUGCUUGCUGCAACACGGACACAAGUAUUGCCAACCGUGGCUGUCCCACCAAUUGUAAGUGCUGUGUCAAGGAUGCAGACUCUGCCCGUUGCUACAGUUACACCAAUUGGAAGCACUGUCAACACUUUUGAAACGGAACCUGUAGUGACUACACCUUCAUCCAGCAGCACUGUAAUAAUAACUCCAGCUCAACCAAUCGCAUCGCUUAAGACAAACGCCAUCCACCCACCUGUUGUUCUGACCAAUCAAGCACUUGUAAAGCACUCUCUGCCGACUUCAUCCUUAGUUAUGCACACCAACAUAGCAUCCAAACUACUCAUUAGUCCUGAUGGCGCUGUUUUGAACACAGUUCAGUGCCAGGUCAAUCCGGCACAGCUGACAGCCUGCCCCAAACCACUGGACGCACUGGUGGUUUCCCCCAACAGUUCCACUGGAGCACUACACGCACAUGAUUCCUCUUUACAGCCUUCGCAGGCAGACAGAAAGUGCACCAAUUAACUGAGACUGCGCCGGCUCUGUGAGGACUCUUAAGACUUUUCAGCUGCUUACAUUUGGCAGGACUCAUAUCCAUUGCUUGUAUUAAUCCUUGGGGUUAGUUAAAGACCUGCUUUCCUGCUGUAGUUUGACUCGUAACUUACACUUAGAAUACAGUAGGUUAUACCCUCUGGUUAGAUCAUCUUAUAGGUAAACUGUAUGGUCACUCAGACUUACUAAAAAUGUAUACUGUGACGGGUUUCUCAAGUGAAAACUGUUGAGGUCACCCUCAGAUGAAUGUUAUAGACUCCUAACUUCUUUUUUUUUUUAACUUCAUGGCCAGUAAUGACAACUGUUAUAAAAAAUCAGUAGAAAGGGAGGUUAGAUCAAAUGAUUUUCAGUUUAAGAUUUUUUACUAUACUACGAUAGUCGAUACUGCUUCGAGAAGUAACAAUUGGGAUACAAUUCAUUCAACUUACUCUACUUUAUCUGUCAGUUUGAAUAAUACAACUCUCUGUAUCCAGAUUCUGUUAUGUUGUCCUUUUUUCAACUAGUAAUUGUUUGAAAACUACAUUUUACUUUUUAGAAAUAUAAAUAAAACUAAUAGAUGAUUUUGUACUACAUGUUUGAGCCCAUAUAAAAUGUUUUGAAGUCACAUUUAUUUAUUUUUACCAUAUAGAUUUUUCAAAAAUAUUUACUAGGUACAUUUUCAUUGAACAAAUGUGGACGUUACUGCAUGGAAAUAAACAAUGCGACUGUCCCCAACAAGUGUGUUUGAGCUGCUUCCUCAUACACAGACUCUUGUGAAAUCAUUUUUAUU
Molecule: messenger RNA, 8364 nt
Organism: Larimichthys crocea (large yellow croaker)
Lineage: Eukaryota; Metazoa; Chordata; Actinopteri; Sciaenidae
Gene: brd10
Product: bromodomain containing 10
Exons: 10
Coding region: 504-7568 (2354 amino acids)
Molecular function (GO): protein binding
Source: RefSeq, a predicted model, not a curated record